UGCCGGUAGCCUGGAUUGUUUACAUUUUCGGAAUGAUCAAAAAUGCGCUUAUAAAGAUAAAGAAUAUUGGAUAAAUGGAGUUGAACACCUACGACGACUGCUGGGAGCUGGUACAGCGCUUCCAGCGAUUGGUAAACGAUGGAGAAAACUUGGAGUUCGAGGUAUUUUGCCGCUGCUGGCGCGAAUUGCAGCUGCAGCACCUCUUUACCUGCCAGUCGAAUCACACGGAGGUGAUAGCCACCACACUGGCGGCCCUGCAUGUGGCCAAGCGGUUGGCCUGCUCCCGGCGCAGCUGCGGGGAUACUUUCAAAGCCUCCCGCCCUCAGCGGAUUGCAGGAUUCUUUUUGCUCUACGUGAUCUACCACAAGCAGCCGACACAUAAGUUCAUCAAGAUUGACGUUUCCCUUCGCACUUGGCAGGAGUUGUCCGACUAUGUACUGCUGCUGCGCAGGGAGAGCCCAGAGCGUAAGGACACACAGCAGGUGGCCCACAUGUUUUGGCGUCUCGUGCAAGACCAGGCCUUCCGCUACACAGCAUUGGACUACAGCCAGGGCUUGGAUAACCUGGUGGACUACGACAGGCUGGAGAGUAUAGUGGGGGCCAGGAAGCCGAAGCCGUCAGUGAAACAACAGCGACCCAAUAACGUGAGCCUUGCCUACGAGCUGGAAGCCGCUCGGGAACUGGACAUGACAAGUCAACCAUUCUGCGAUCUCGAGUCAGCCUACAAUGCCCAGAAGGAGCUCCUGCCCGGCCAACAGCUAGCGCUGCCUCCCACCAAGAUUUUCGGUCAGCUGCAGGAGGUCUUUGGCGAUAUUCAGAAGCUGUUGGCAGGCAACAAAAAUCAGCCUGCAGAUCAGGUUGAGACGGAUCAGAGUCCUUCCAGCUCAAGCAAAAAUCAGCUGGAGGUGCGACAGCAGGUGCGAUUAAAGGCCAUGUACGGCGAGGGGAAACCGCUUAAGUCGGAGGGACUGGAGGUUCAGUUUGAGAUAAACGAAGCAUACCAGCGGAGAAUGUCUUCGGCCACCGUGUUCCAGAGGGCACUGCCCGAGGAUGUGCAGCGCGAGUACGAACUUUAUGAAUUCAGUGACAAUGACGACGACGAGGACGAGAAUGAAAUUGUGGGCGAGGAGAGCGAAGUCACAGAGGAAGAGGUUCAGGAACUUCUCGGUUGCUAAAUAUACAGAAUCUCGUGUAUGGAA
Drosophila serrata is the source of this 1199-nucleotide messenger RNA. RefSeq names its product proximal sequence element A Pbp45 (gene Pbp45). Gene Ontology annotation, molecular function: sequence-specific DNA binding. Gene Ontology annotation, cellular component: snRNA-activating protein complex. NCBI's taxonomy places the organism in Eukaryota, Metazoa, Arthropoda, Insecta, Diptera, Drosophilidae. Gene Ontology annotation, biological process: snRNA transcription by RNA polymerase III; snRNA transcription by RNA polymerase II. The record is from RefSeq and is a predicted model, not a curated record.